AUUUAUGCGUACUUGGUGAUUAGGUCAGCCAGUCGAAGAGCUGAAACAUCUCUUCUCACAGGUGGAUGAUGGUUGAAUUCUUUAAGGAAAACAAAGAUGCCGGCACCGUUAUCUACAUUUGUUUUGUUGAUAUUCACUGCAAACUUUGUCGAAAUAUUAUUUUAUCACAAUGUUAGCCCAUGUCUUUCUUGAGACUCGCUUAAUUCGUUACUUAUCACGAACCGAAUGAGGUCAAUAGUUCCAGAAUUGCAGGAAACCCCUCGCAGACUCCGAUAAUUUUCUAAAAUGUAAACAAACUUAAAGCUCCAAAUAUACUAGUUAGACUCUAUAAUCACUUGUAAAUAUGGUUGAACCUGAAAUACAGGCCUCCUCCAUGUCAAUUGACGCGCAGGAAAAUGAGGUCACUGAGCUACAAGAGGCUGACAAUUUGUCAACAAAUGAAAAUAAACAGAUGGAUGGAGAGAUUGAAGAAACGAACGAAGAUGACAUCGAUGAUGCAACUUCUUCUGACAUUACUCUUCAGUUGAAUGAAGAACUGCAAGCCGGAUACAAGAUUCUUACAGACCUUAUGUCACAUGCUAAGAGAAAUGCAAACUGGCCAUUUAUGGAGUCAGUUGAAGUUUCAGCUCCAGAUCUCUUUGAAGUUUAUAAGCAACGCAUAGAAAAACCAAUGUGGUUAAAAUUAAUGAAACAAAAGUUUGAGGAAGAUCAGUAUACAACUAUUACAGAGUUUGUAUCCGAUUUUCGUCUAAUGUUGGAAAAUUGUUACCGAUUCAACGGACCAGAUCAUUACAUUUCUAAGAGGGCACAGAAAAUGGAGACAAUGCUUGAACAAAAGCUAGCACUGUUGCCAAGGGAUUUUAGAGAGAAGACAACCAUUGAGGCAACCACUGAUCAAAAAGCUGAAGGCAGUUCUGGAGGAUUUGGCUUAAGACGAAGGCCCAAAUCCCACGUUCUUCAUGACUCCACUUACUUGCUGAACCAGUUACGUGAGGCGGAGUACCAGAAAAAGCGGGAGUACAGAAUCCGGCAGAUAAUGGCACGGCGAGCCGAGCGAGAGGCUCUAGCACAGGAAAUAAUGGACUGGGAAGAUAAUGUUCUGUUUGAAGGUCAAAAAGAGACGAUGAUGGCAAUGUGGGAGUUGCCACAGAUAGGCCUGUUCUUGUUUCUGUGCCAAGCUCAGCUGAACAUUGGUGAAGUGAUGCAUUUUGAGCUGGAGCGUUGUUUUAUGAUGGCACGAGAAAGUUCGACCUUACAACUUAUCAUGACCUCACUUCUCAGUACACCUUUCCAGAGACUGAAGAUUGACAAGAAGAAUUUGAUGCCAUACAAAGUGUGGGAACAGAAACUUAGAGUGAAGUUACAGAGCUGGUAUAAGGUGUAUACAGAUAAUGAUCGGGAUGUUGAAAAGACAUGUUUGAGACUAGGUAUAGACGAGGAGUUUUUUCAUGUUGUUGGUACAAAGAAUCCCCUGGAAAGGAAGAGAUAUCAUGAGUUGAGUUUCUACAGGAAAGUGUGGAUCAUGAAAUCCCUCUGUGAUCAUUGCUUGCAUACACAAGACUCUCUGCGUGAGACUAUUGAGAUUCAACCAUUUGAGGACCAGCGAGAGUAUUUACUGGGAACAGACAACACUGGUCAGAGAUAUAUACAUUUCCCACAAUUCUGUGGAGCAGAUGUACGUGUGUACAGACAGGCUCCUGUAAAAUAUCCGAAAAUUGAGAUUAGGCCUGAUCCGUUCGAUAAUAAAAGAAAGUUUCCCUUUGUUUACAAACCACCUCCAAUGAAGAAAGUAAAGUUGAAAAAGAAGAAGCGUCACAGUGCAUCAAAACAAUCGUCGCCCAGUAAACAAACCUCUGAAAAUGUAUCACCCAUGUCAUCACCAAUGAGACAGCGACCCAGCAGACUUAGACAGGCACCAAAAUCUGUUGUCCCUCUACAGCUGUUAGAAGAUGCAUCUGUCACAGAGUCCUCCUCAUCCUGUGAGUCUGAAGUUGAAGACCAAAGUGCCGUCGAGGACCAAGAGCCAGAUGGUAACAGUCCUGCUCGUAUUUCUACGCCAACGCCCGAGAAAGAUUCAGACACUAACCAACAGCUUGACGAUCAGUCUGUGGAUAGACUCAGUUCAGGCAGUGACGCUACCCUUCCAUAUUGUGAUAAUAGUGAUUCAAACAGUAAUAUAAGUUCUAGGGAUAUAUCUCGUGACUCAAGUCCAUAUCCCUCGUGUUCCGAUCUCAAUUUACGUUUCAGUUCUCAAAUAGAUAGGUCAAGUGAUGUUUCUCAGGAGUCGAGCCCGUGUAUGUCUCCGGCUGACUUUGGUCUCCGCCGCAGCUCAAGGUUUGACAGGUCAAGUGACACUUCCAGGGAUGCAAGCCCUCUUAUAUUUGACUCAGACUUCGGUUUAAGAAGGAGCAGCAGAAAUAGGGCAAGGUUGAAAAAUAUACCACCUUUGAAAGCGACACGGAAUUUGUCAUCUUUUCUGUUUGAUGAGAAUUCCGCCUCGGCAUCGAACUCCAGUAUAACUGGUGAUAAUAGUUUGUUAGAAAUGAAAACAUCAAUGUUCAAGGAUGAUUCAAUGUCUAGAAGGAGUUCAAAGUCAAGCGAGUUAACGGAGGAUAGUAAUGACUGUGAUAUUCAUGCAAAUAAACUUUUCGCAAAUUCCAAAACAUCAGAACCUGAUUUGAAUUUGAGUGCUAGUUUUCAUGGAAUGCUUAAGAAAGUAAAUAAAGAUAACAAACUUGAAAAUAUUCCUGUUCCUGGUGGUAGUAAUGAUGAUGAUGAUGAUGAUAAUGAUGAUGAUGAUAAAGAAUGUGGAGAUAAUGAAGCAUAUGAUAAAAAAGAUGCAAAUAACGAGGAUGAGACUAAAAAAGAAAGCCUUGUUACAGAUGAAGAAAUGGUUGAGACAGAAAAAAAUAUAUGCAAAGAAAUUGACAGUGUAAAUAAUAAUAAUAAUAUAAAUAUGCUACCUGAAAAAUUGCAAGAUUCGCUGCUUGUAGAAGAAAAUUCAUCUAGGGAAACAAUGGAUGUAAAAAAGCAUAACACUAAAGACAUUUCUGAUUAUGGUGUAGACUUUGACAUGUCUGAGACUGCAGUAGAUAAAGAUUCAGACAUUGACAAUGAAGAUGUUAAUGAAGUAAUUACGGGUAUUGUAGAUAAAGGUGUGACUGAAUUGAUGGACCAUUCUGAAUAUGUUCAAGUGGAAAUAUCAAACAAAGUUACAGAGAAAAAUGAUGUUGAUCUUCCUAAUGAGUUGGUGACUGAAACAAAUGUUAGUUUAAUUAAUGAUACAGAUGGUUUUAUAAAUGAUAGUUUAGGUAAUGCGACAAAUAAUGGUAUUGAUAAAAUUAAUACUUGUGAAGAAAUGAAUAUGGAAGUAGACCCAUUAAGAAUUGUUAAAGAGAAUGAAGAAAGCUUUGAAAAUGCAAAUGUUAAUAAUGAAAAAGCUAAAUUGAAAAAUGAAAUGGAUGUUAUGGAUGAGGAUAGUGAAAACAGUGAGAAAGAAGAUAAUAAAGUCGAGCUGAAGUCAGAACUGUCUGCACAAACAAAUGCAGAGAUAGGGGGAAAUGUAAGAGCUGAGAAAGAAAAAGGUGAAGUCAAAGACACGAGCGGGAAGAUAAAUGGAAAGAUUAAAACAGAUUUUGAUUCUUUGAAAUCUGAGAAUAGUAAGGUUAACAUAAAAACAGAAACAGAUGAUCCUGAAACUGGAGAUACUACAGAAGGAAUAGAAAAGGAUUCACAAGCAGCUGACGGUGAUGGGAAAGAAAAAAUGGAGGAAAGUGAGGAGGAAGAAGAGGACGAAAAGCUCCCAGAUCCGAAACAGUUUGAGAUGGUAGCUGACAGCGUAGAGGAGGUACGGAAGCUAGCCGAACAAUUUGCCGAACCAGAACCGAUUGUUAUUAAACGGGGGAAAAAGUCACAGAUCCAGAAACCGCCUCCACGUAAGAAGAAUAUUGUGAUAUUACAUGAACGGCUACAGUUUCUACUGAAAGAAUUAGAACCCUGGGAGUCUAAACUUCAGCAAGCAUCAAAACGAGCAAGACUUCGUCUACGGAAGGAAAUGGAAGAUUAUAUACUGAAACCCCCGGAAGAAAAGACGGACAAUUGGAAGUCGUCUGACGAGGAGACAGAGUCCGGAGAAUCUGACGUAGAGGAAGAGAAAAAGACGGAAGAUGAUACUAAAAAUAAACAGAAAAGUACUGAUGAUAAGGCAUCUGCUUCUAAUUCCAGAUGCAGCACGCCAGUAAAACCCUCCGAUGAAAUAGAUGAAAUUGAUAUAAGUCAUCGAGGCCGACUUAGAAAACGUAGAAUUAUACCUAACAACGUGGAAGAUCAGCUCGCUGCGAAGAAACCAAAACCCGUGAAGACGGAAAAUGCUCAGGCUACUCCGACAACAAGUCAACCGGUUAUUGUUCAGAGCGGGAAAACGCAACUCGUUGAUUAUGCUGACAUCAUACGUCAGUUAAAGAACACCGGAGGAAAUACACCAAUAUUAAUCAAAACCACCCAAGGCGGUAGAACGGUUCUGACCAGUGUUUUACCAGUGAAUUCAAACAAUAAUACUAAUUCUACUACAACCUCCGCCCCUGCUGUACAGACUGUAAGAAUUGUUUCCCCUAAUUCGGUCGCUCAGCAGAUGGCGGCAGGUACGAUACAACCACAGGCUUUGAGGAUUGCUGUGACUGGCGGUGGAUUCCUGCCAGCCACUUCAAAGGCGCUCCAGCAUCCAACCAUACAGAACCUACUGGCUGGAACUGUGGCAGGCACCAAACUCUUACCUAAAACCUCAACUGCUGUUUCUGUAACAGGGACAGUGUUACCAACAGGUCAACCCACAGUGUUACCUCCUACACCAGAAAAAUUAAAUCUUCAGAAAUUAGUUCUGCCCAACCAAACAACACCACAGAAAGUAGUCCAAAGCCCUGUUACUACACCAAGAAAAAUAGCUCCACAUACAACAGCCUCUUUAGCCUCAGGAAAACUUAAAGCAAAAUAUUACGCAGCAAAUGCCAGCACUCUGCCAAUUAACGUGGUGGAGCAGUUGAUAGCAACAAGAGGAGCUAAAUUGUCACAAGGAGCUUACAAUCAGAGUAUCCUGUUAAUACCAAUGGAAAGUGAAGGUCAAACAAGAAAUGUUGUUUCAACUUCUCCUGUGACAUUGACAAAAUCUCAACUGUCUCCUGCCAUAAGUCCUGAUGACGGGAAAACUGUGAAGCCAGAAAACCCGUUAAGUUCCGGCACAUCGACCGUCAAAACAUCUCCAAAUACCCUUAUACUUCCAAAGCCCCAAACCGGUCCGGUUUUGUCAUUAGGUCAAGGAAUUCCUGGUCUUCAGAUUCAACAAGGCUUUACCAGUCUUCCGCAAAGACCCCAAGCUUUCGUUCCGGUUUCUCAAAUAAACGGCUUAAAUGUAGCAAAAUUCAUGCCUUGGGCAGUAUCUGCAAAGUCACCAACUAGAUACCCAACAAAUGAAACUGUUAAAACAUUACUAGAAAAGUGCAAACCGCAGAAGGAGAAGGAAUCUGUAGCUCUUGAAAAAGGGCAACCUGGUGUUAUACCUGCAAUGAAUGAGGAAAGUACUGGUGUGAAUGUUACAAACAAUCAGAUACACUCUUUGCCAGAUCAACAGGUUACAGCUGUAAGCCAUUCUGUGCCUAAAAUAACACCUGUGACUAUCUUUAAAAACAUUGCGAAUAAGAGUGAUUCUGAGCAAGUGAAAGGUGUACUUGUAUCAGCUCAGCAAGGACCUGUUGCAUUAGAUACAGUGAAGAAAGAGGCACUCGUUUCUGCUGUUAAAGCACAACAGUGUGUGGUAACUUCAAUAUCUGCAGCUAAAUUAAAUACACUAUUACUUCAGACAAGUGCAGCUGGUGCAAAGUCCAUUCCAUCACUGAUAAAGUUGCCUAGCAAGGCUGCCCUAGACUCGGCCCUCAAGGCUGUUGUAACUAGUGUAAAUAUUACAUUACCUACUGUAAAUAUCAAAGUGCCUUCACCUACUUCUCUUCCUUCCAUUAGUCCAAGAAGGAAUGUUACAAAAACAAUACAAACAAUGAAAUCUCCCAUUCCAGUUGCACCAAAGGUUGUUACACAAAGUUCAGGCGGGCAGACAUUAUUAUCUUUUGCUGAUUCACAUACUGCCUCAUCAUCUCAAAUACAGACUGUGUCCUCCUCUGUUCAAGGUUCUUCAGCAUCCUGUAAUGUUGUAUCUGUAACCCAGUCUCAGCAGGUGACUGGGUCUCAUGAUCAAGACGGGAAAAGAGUGAUAACCAGACUAACACCUCAAUAUGUGCUCACACCAAAAGGUGUAAUGCAGAUGGGUUUUGUUAAUCAAAGUCAGCUGGCUGGUACUUCAUCUUCAGUUAGUCCAAUUCCAGUGCCUUCUACCAUCCAAAGUGGGAACCAGACUAUUUUAAUCCAAAACAGUGCUGGACAGUACCAGUUGAUUCAACAACCCAGUCAAGUUCUGCAGCAAACGGGUCAAGGAACAACUCUUCAACCACUUUCAAGUCCAUCUGCUGGACAGUCUCAAGGUCAAGGCCAAAAUUUACUACAAACAGUUAAGCCAGUUGUUGCCUUGAAUGCAAGUGGAAAUCCUAUCAUUCUGCCAACCGUAAAACCUAACGCACAGAUAGCUCCUAGCUCUUCCCCUCCGUCUAUUGUUCUACACAAAUCAACAUACUAUACACAGAAGACUUCACCAUCAUUAGUGAAUACUGUUGGACUGAUAGGAUCGCCAUCUGUAGCAGGAGGUACGGAUCUUAAAACGCAAGCCGGAGGAUUUGUGUUCCAGCAGCCAUCAACCACAGUGUUACAUCCUCAGACACCAGUUCACACUCAAUCAGGAAUGAUCUCACCUUUGCUUGGCCUACAACAGGGCCUGGUGUUACAAGGCGGAGUUCAGGUGGCCAGUCCAUUGGUUAACCAAUUAGGCAUGAACAUACUGCAUCCUGGUGUUCAAACUUUGCAGAAUGCUACAUCCAUGCAAGCAUCGGGUGCUCAAACCAUAAACCUUCUGCAAAAAGCUGCUAAUGCAGCACCAGUGAUGAACAUAAAUCCACUGUUACUAAAUGCUUCCCUUACUACAACUUCGGCAGGCAUGAUACGCCAACAGUUAAACUCCCCACUGACAGUAGCUGGUGGUUUCCAGCCAAACACCAAUACAAAUACAUCAUUAGCAAGGUUUGGAGUGAAUACUAUUGUGAAAGCAUCAACACCAGUGAUCAGACAGGAGCCUCGAAUGCAGCCAGGAACAGUUAGCGCAGCACACACAGUUACUACAAAUCAGAAUGGAACUGGUGUGAUCUCUCCAAUGCCACAGAUGAUUCAAAUGCCAGGAUCAUCUUUGGUAAUCCCAGGAAUAGGCGGAGCUAAUCAGCAGUUUAAUUUGAUUGGUCAGUUUGCUACCACACCUAAUUCUGCACAAAAGCAACUGGUUUUCCAGUAUCCAUCUGUUACACCCACAGUUACAAAUAUCAACUCCCAACAUUCGCAGACAACAGCAUCAAACGUUUCAAGUGUCAGUGAUGAUAAAAAGAUUGCUGCCCUUAAAAAGUUAAAAGCUGUGAUGUCAAGAGAUGGAAGCCAGAAAGUGCCAAAGACUGAUUAUGUGACCAAUUCUGUAUCUGUUAAUCAGGUAACUGUAGGCCAGAAGACUGGUCAGUCUGAUUAUUCAACCAGUUCUGUAUCUGUUAACCAGGUCACUGUAGGCCAGAAGACUGGUCAGUCUGAUUAUUCAACCAAUUCUGUAUCUGUUAACCAGGUUACUGAAGGGCAGAAGACUGGUCAGUCUCAACAGAAGCUUUUGCUCUUCAGUAUUGGAGGUCAGCUUGUAACUGGACAGGGUGUACCAGUCUCUCUAAGUGAUGGGGUGUUGAAAGUAGUUCCACAGGGAAAAGUGAAGAUAAAUAAUCAAACCUUGUCUCCUGAACAAAUCAAGCAAACAUUGGCAAAGAUCAAUGAGGCAGCUGCAAUGACCUUGAACCCAGUGAGUCAACAGCAGGCGCAAGAAAAACAUCCAUCUGAUAUCAAUGCAAUUCCUGUUAAAAUAGUGAAGGAAGUGAAAGUAGUGAAGGAUCAUAAAAGCAAUGCAGGAACCUGUCUGUCAUCAUUAAACACAAUAGAAGUAGUGAAGGUGAAGGAUGUUAAAAGCAAUGCUGGAACCAGUUUGUCGUCAUUAGAUUAUAGUUAUCUUCACACGACACAUAAGAAAGACAAGAUAGUGACUUCUUUAAUGAAUGGAAACGGUAAUGUAGUUGUUAAGACACAGUCAUGUGGAAAUGGACAGACUGGUUUUGUACCUCAAAAUUUACAGACUGGUUUUGUACCACAAAAUUUACAGACUGGUUUUGCUUCACAAAGUUUACAGACUGGUUUUGUUCCACAAAAUUUACAGACUGGUUUACUAGUGAUGAAUUCUGAUUUGGUUAAAGUUGAACAUGGACAGGAAAUGCAAGUACAAGGCCAGUCUAAAGACGCCCAAUUUGGUGUGAAAACUAUGGGUUACCCAUCAGGGUAUGUUGUUCGACAAAACGCUGUAAAGGAGGAGGAAAAAGAAGAAAAACCAGGUUUUGUUAAUAAAAACUUUGAUAUUGGUAAGCUUGUAGUAGACAAAGAGACGAAGCGUUUUGUUAUAAAAACGCCAGUGAAAAAUGAUCUCAAUGGGAGUGGUGAUGCCACAGAUAAUUUGAUCAACCAUAACACUGACAUAGAUGUGAAAAUAAAACCAGAGACUGGUAACGAAGAUGAUGAAAACGAUGAGGGUAAACUUGUUAUUGACGACGGUGUAAGUGAUAAAGAAGCUGCCCUUAAUUUAUUGACUUUAGCAAACCAGGCUCUUGGAUCCACGGUUGUAAAAAUGGAAAAGAAUGAUAAGUCAUAGCACAAACUUGUCGUGUAUGUGGGAGAUCAUAAAAAAAUUUUUUAUCACAGAACAUUCUUCAUUGAUAUUUCAUCGCCUUGGGUCAGUAACAGGUUAACUCCAAUAAAAUUGUAUACGGAUUUAACCCAUUACUGCACUAAGGUGAUGAUGUCUAUUUCAUAUUUUUUGUUUACUUUUUUGGAAAGAAUAAGUGUAUCAUAUUUUGUAUAAUUUUUUCUCAACCAUUUUUAAAAAGUCAUUCCACAACAAGGUUCUGUUAUAUAACAUGAUGUAUAUGUAUUGUUAAAACUGCAGGUGUCAUACAAGUAGACAUUAUUUAUAUAUCUGCAGCUCAUUUGAUUAAAUAUCAUGCCUAAAAAAUUACAAUUUUAAGGGUUGAUUGCGAGACUGUUGUAAGUCCUUCUUUAUUUCAUAUAAGUUACUGCAGUUUUGCAGUAAACCUUCGAUUUUAUAAGUACUAAAUGUCACAAGCAUUCAUCUCUUGACUGAGUUUCGACAACAGAAAUUAUUAAGACAGAUGAUAAAUGUCUCGUCUUAAAGAAAUUUGUGACAAGUAAUUUUUUCACAUGGCAUAACAGGCUCUUCUGUUACCAUGGUAUUGAACUCGUUCUAAAUAUUACAAACAUUUACAUAAGUUAUUAAAGGAACUCCACUCGGACCUAAAAAUGCAUUAAAAAAACAUUUGAAUUUUUUACUUAGAUUGAGUUGGGGCACUUGAAACAGAAAGAUAAUGAAAAGAUAUAUAGAGGAUAUUUGUUUGUUUUGCAUGUAAGAUUGAAAUAUAAUUUCACUGAGUGAACAUCAGAUGCAAUAUUUUCACGAGUGGCGUAGCCACGAGUGAAAAUAUAAUAGCUGGUGUUCACGAAUGAAAUAUAUUUCAAUCUUAUAUGUAAAACAAAUAAAUUUUCUUUUUAUUUCAUGCUUUUAAAGUGAUUUUUAGUAUUUUUUACUGAUUUUGCCGCGUAACGUCGCGCAUUCUCCUUUGUGACGUCAUCACAUCAUGACGUCACAUCAUCAAUUUUGAAAUAUAGUUCUGUUAAAUUUCUAUAAUUUUGUUACAUUUUUAACAUGAUGUAUGGUGACAUCGACUUUCUUUUCCUAAAGAAGCAAAAUUUACGCAUGACAGCAUUUAUUUCUGCCUGUUAUUCCAUUUAGUUAUGAUUUUCUUUUCAUCCGCAUUCAGAUAUAGUCCGGCUACAGUGAAAAUUAUAUUUUAUAAAUUUCACUAGUGGUUUAUCAGAAUAUAAUCAUCUGAUAUAUUACAAUAAAACACUGGAAAGCAUGAAAUAAGAAAGAAACUUUUUGAAAAAUAAAAUUAUUAUUUUUUCUAUUCGUAGCUCACUUUGACUGAAUUUGAAAGGCUCACAAAUUUUGGGUCAUUUUUUUGGGAUUAGAACAGUUAUUCUGGAAAAAUAGAGUGAGCACAUGAUCUAAAAUUUUGCAUAGAAGAUUUACAUCAAAUGGAACAUUAUUUCCAGUUCUGUCCUGUCAAAUAAACCUUAGUGGAGUCCCUUUAUUUUUCUGCAUUUUGGACACAGAAAUUAAUAGAAAAGAUAAAUUAUAAUGUCUUGUUGAGAUAAUGUAACAGGUAUUUCGUCAUAUGAAGAUAACAUAUUUCUCUGUUACCUUGGUAACAAACCCGAACCUUAAAAUGUUUUGUGGAGUUAAUUUCAGACCUAUGUGUUAAUUUUAGACCUAUGUGUUGAAUUCAGACAUAUGUGUUAAUUUUUAGACCUUUGUGUUAAUGACAGACCUAUGUGUUGAUUUCAGACCUAUGUUUUAAUUUUUGGACCUAUGUGGAAAUUUCAAACCUAUGUGGAAAUUUCAGACUUCUGUGUUAAUUUAAGACCUACCAAUAAGUUAACUUCAGACCUACAAAUGUGUUAAUUUCAAACAUAUGUUUUAUUUUCAGACCUAUGUCUUAAUUCCCAGUUAUAUGUGUUAAUUCUAGACCUAUGUGUUAAUUUUAGACCUAUGCCGACAAUAGAGCCAGGCCAGUGUGCACAUCUAUACAAUCUGACCAGGCUCUAUAUUGCAGGUUGAUUAAUUUUGAUUUUCAAAUUUUGUCAUUGAAAUCUCGGUACAUAAUGAUAGCUGGUUCUAGAUUCAAAAUUUACCAAUUUCAUUUCAACAAACAUAGAAGGUAUAGUGUUAAAUAUAUGGUCUUGCAAAAGAAAUGAUUUAAAUAUUUCUGUUAAGGCUUAAGCAUUGUAUACUUUGCUUGUGAUUUUUUUAAUUUUUUUUUAC
This is a messenger RNA of Ruditapes philippinarum (Manila clam), 11119 nucleotides long. RefSeq lists its product as uncharacterized. Bases 344 to 8872 code for a protein of 2842 amino acids. Gene Ontology annotation, molecular function: protein binding. The record is from RefSeq and is a predicted model, not a curated record. The transcript has 16 exons. NCBI's taxonomy places the organism in Eukaryota, Metazoa, Mollusca, Bivalvia, Venerida, Veneridae.